UAGGAUUCACCAUAACCAAAUCAAAUUAAGACCAAGAAUUGUCAAACACCAAUACAAAUCCCUCCUUUAUAACACCUUUUCCUCGCCUCUCCCCCACCCACAAGAAAACAAAAUCAAUCAACAAACAAACAAAAAAAAAAUUCAUAAACCAAAAAAAUGCGCCAUCUUCUCAUUCACUCUUCUUUCCUCAUCAUAAUCUUCAUAUUCACCUUAUUUUCUCAUACAAAAUCUCAACCUAAUCAUUUUCUCAAACCUCCAUCAUCAUCCCUUUCUCCCAAAGAAGCCAUUAAAAUAACUCCACCAUUUUCAACAACAAAUCUCCCGACCCCAUCACCAUUAUGCACUCUUCAGCUCUUCGACAACACUACUUAUUUACAACCCCCUUUUACCGCCAUUUAUUCUCCCCCUCAAAACUGUUCUCCGCCAUGGAAUCAGGCCGUUCUUCAAUUUUCCGGUGAGGUUUAUGGGAAUCAAUUUGAUGCGAUUGCCGGAGUUUGGUUAUCUGGGGUUGAAAUUCUUCGCACAAGUACCCCUCAAGCUGAGGAAAAUGGAACUUUCUGGAGUUUCACUAAGGAUAUUACUAAGUAUUCUUCUCUUCUUCAACAAUCUAAUAUUUCUCUUUCUAUGAUGCUUGAAAAUCUCGGUAAUGAUAAUAUCGAUGGCAUUUAUAAUAUUAGUUUGACUAUUUUGUUUUAUAAAAAUGAGGAGAUCAAAACAAUUAAGAAUCGGAAAUUAGGGUUCGGGUUUCAAAAUUUCGAGGUUGGUGAUGGAGUUUAUGAUGAACCAGCUGAUUUGGUCAUUCCGAUUGCGAAUGAAGAAGGGGAAACAGGGAAUUGGUUUCGAAUUGAGAAGGACUCUGAAGUGGUGUUGAAAUCAAAUGAGAUUCCGAUUAAUACUAAAAGAAUUGUGCUUGAAUUGUAUGUUUCAUCUCAUGGUGAUGAUGAAUUUUGGUACACUAACCCACCAAAUGAAUACAUUGAAAAGAAUAAUUUGAGUUUUACCAAAGGAAAUGGUGCAUUUAGGGAAGUUUUUGUGAAAAUUGAUGGGCAUUUAGUGGGAUCUGAGGUUCCAUUUCCGGUUAUUUUUACAGGGGGGAUCAACCCAUUUUCAUGGGAUCCUAUUGUUGCCAUUGGGGCAUUUGAUUUGCCUUCUUAUGAUUAUGAAUUGACCCCAUUUUUAGGUGAUAUUCUGGAUGGGAAAAGUCAUAGCUUUGAAAUUGGGGUGACAGAUUCAAUUAGUUUUUGGUUGAUUGAUGCAAAUUUGCAUCUUUGGCUCGAUAAGGAAUCGACUAAUGUUGAGGCUGGUAUUGGUGUUAGUAAGCCAUCUGAAUUCGAGAUUGAAAGGAAGUAUAAGUUUAAGCAAUUGGAUGGAUCAUUUGAGGUUGAAAUAGAGAGAAAGAGUCAUUCUUCUGGAUGGGUUAACUCUAGUUUAGGCAAUUACACUACCAAUGUUGAUCGGAAAUUGAAAUUCAAGAACAAAAUCAAGUUUCAACAAAAUGGUGCACAAAAGAUUGUUGAGCAAGAAGUAAAGGUGAAAACAGAAGUGAGUGUUGUAUCAGAUACUGGUUUAUUGGUGUCUUCACGAACUUUUAAACGUGAUUAUCCACUCGAUUUUGAGAUCUUGACGGUGCCUGGAUUGGAACCUGGUACCAAUGUGAUGACUACAAACAUAAAACUCGAAUUGAAGGAGAAAUCCUUCAAUGGGUUAUCGGAGAUUUCACUUAAGAACGUUCAAGAAUCAAGGGGUUCGAUGGUUGUAAUGGAUCAUUCAGUUCUUUCGGGUACAGCUCAAACCCACCAAACGUCGAGCUACAAGGAUCCAACCAGCUGCUUUUUAAGAACCGCGAGAGCUAAUGGUGGAAACCUUUUAGUCGAUUCGAGCUCUGUUUGCUCUUCUCGCGAUCGCUUCAUCAAUGACCAUGACAAGAAGUUGAGCGCUUGGUAAUAAGCUAUCUCUUGAAUUUGCUUAUAUAUGAAUGGAAACCUUCCAGUGAUUUGCUUUAUCUAUGCUUGCUUGCAUCUAAUCUCACGGUUCUCUUGAAUUUGCUACAUACGAUCUGAAAAACUCUCACUUUGAUUUGCGUAAUGUACUAGAUUCAGUUUGUAAAACGAGUGUAUUGUUUGCUUUCGAAAUUGUUUUGGAGUUCUGUUGAAUUGAAAUUUUGUGGUGUUUUUGAGGGAAAGUGUUCCUAUACUUUGUAAUAAUUGAAUUUUGUGGAGUUUGAAGGGAUGAAUUAUUUGAGGUUACUUUUGCUGAUUUUUUUUCUUUUUCUUUAUGUGAUGUAACAAGCAUGUAAUAGUUGAACCCUUUGAAUCAAUAGAAUGGUAAUAAAAUUGCAUUCAACAUUGUACACAAGCGUGGAGGGUCUCAUUGGCCGCAAUGUUCUUUGCCGUAAACUAUCCGUUCCAAACCCUGAUGAGAGCGGGAUAUAGCGGGUAUGAUAUGAUGAUGGACAUUGUACUCAAGAUUAGUGUAAUGUGCUCUUUCCUUUCUGGGACCAAAAACUUUUCGGGCCAACAAGAUUCCGAUCAUUUCAGAGUCAAAAACCAUUUUGAAGAGAUUGAGAAUCGCUCAUAAACUGUUGAUCUCUUUGAUGAUCAUCAGAUAAAUAAGUGCUGCAGCGAAUCUGCAGAAGACGAGGUUAUUUUUUCAAGAGACAAAUGAAUGUCUAAUUGACACAGAUGAAUUUGAUGUAAGCAAUGAAGUAUUGCACUAAAAAAGCAAGCACUCAAGAUUCAUUACUAGUAGGCAACCCAGAAAAGGAAGCUGUUGGGAAGAACAAUCUAUGCUUAAGGGAGGCUUACAGGGUGUCGUCAUAAAUGCCUGUUCAACAAAUGAAAAGAAAGACAACAUUUUAUUAUAUCAAUGCUAUUAUAUGAAUUCCGCCUGAACUCCUAUCUAGUCAGAGUUUGUUGAGUCAAAUUUAUGCAAUAUUAUCUUCAUAGUAACAGAGAGUUUGCUUUCCAAUUAAAUUUUAAUAAUAAAUAAUAUCCACGUCUUCGCACAUAAAAAGUGGAACAAUUAAAAGGAACAAUUCUCAAUUCUCAUAUUUAUAAUUGUUAAAAA
Messenger RNA from Amaranthus tricolor (Joseph's coat), 3066 nucleotides. RefSeq names its product peptide-N4-(N-acetyl-beta-glucosaminyl)asparagine amidase A-like. Bases 157 to 1944 code for a protein of 595 amino acids. The record is from RefSeq and is a predicted model, not a curated record. NCBI's taxonomy places the organism in Eukaryota, Viridiplantae, Streptophyta, Magnoliopsida, Caryophyllales, Amaranthaceae. The transcript has a single exon. Gene Ontology annotation, cellular component: vacuole.